AGGAUGUGUAAGGGUGUGUUAUUAGCAUCCCCUUGAAAACUUAUUGAUUCCCAAUUUUCCAUUCAUCAAUUUGGAUCGUCGGAUCGUCAUUGUUUUUUCUGUACCCGUCCUAACCGUCGAUUCCUUUUCCAUUAACUUUUUUAUACCAUUUUCAUCACCAAACCAAGAACAAAGAAUCAGCGUACGAGUGCCGCAGAACACCGUCAGAAGCCGAAUUCGCGAGUUAGAACUUUCGUCGAUCGGAAAAGAUGUCGGGAGUGACGAACGAGGAAGACAAGAAGCCGGUUGGAGAUCAAGGUGCUCAUAUCAAUUUGAAAGUCAAAGGACAGGAUGGAAAUGAAGUGUUCUUUAGGAUCAAACGAAGCACACAACUUAAGAAGCUGAUGAACGCUUAUUGUGAAAGGCAAUCUGUUGAUAUCAGCUCUAUUGCCUUCUUGUUUGAUGGUCGUCGCCUUCGAGCUGAACAAACUCCAGAUGAGUUGGAGAUGGAAGAUGGUGAUGAGAUUGAUGCGAUGCUGCAUCAGACAGGUGGCAGCUUCUUAUGGGUUUAGAAGAAGAGUAUAUAAAGUGAUGAUAUGAUAAUGCUGGUUGAGCUUUUGUCUUAAGCUUCGUAGUUCUGUUAUUUAGGAGGUUGGAUUUUAAGUUUAACUGUUAUGUUGGUGUACUUAUUUAAUAACAACUAUUUUUCCCUUUAAGGGAAAGAAUAUGCUAUAUUGCUAUAUUCUAUCGUAACUAUUAUGCACGCUUCAUUGCCACCGGUUUCUUUUCAUCUACUUCAUAAAGUAGCUAUAACAUAUUUUAUGUUACAUGUUGAUUUGUUAUGAUUUUUUCGGUGUUUUAUCGUGUACUAAA
Molecule: messenger RNA, 852 nt
Organism: Lactuca saligna
Lineage: Eukaryota; Viridiplantae; Streptophyta; Magnoliopsida; Asterales; Asteraceae
Source: the annotation of a GenBank genome assembly